Molecule: messenger RNA, 2420 nt
Organism: Podospora bellae-mahoneyi
Lineage: Eukaryota; Fungi; Ascomycota; Sordariomycetes; Sordariales; Podosporaceae
Exons: 2
Coding region: 256-468 (70 amino acids)
Source: RefSeq, a predicted model, not a curated record
GGGGGCCGUCCGGCAUGCAGGUUGCGCGUUCCGGCUCCGACAUGCGACCUUACGUAAGAAACCCCCAUUCUUUGCGCCGGCUCGAGUUGCGAUGGAAUUGCUAUUUCAGUAUUUCAGGCAACCCGCACGAGCCAUGGUGCCCUCCAAGAUGCCCCUUUCAAUAUCCCGCGGCGGCCCUUGCCUUUCCUAUGUCCUGUUAUCAACACUAAUACCUCAACGGCCGAGUUUCAUCAUGACUCAGCGGCUUACUGUAACAUGCUGCUCUUGAUAAGCAUGAACUAUCGGCCUUCGUAUGGAUGCUCCUUUUGCACCCAAAGAGAGCCAGCCGGAGCAGAAGAAGUGACGCCAGCAGCAGCAGCAGCAAUGUCCGGUCCUGGCAUAGGAGGAAGGUUCCCCAAAAGGGACUCGGGUUGUGUCGGUGCGGGGCCAAAGAAUCCGUGCUUUCGGGAAGACCCGCCGGGUCGCUGAUCUCUUUGCCUUGACGACAACCUCCGGAGCUCCGUCUCCGGACGGCACCGCACACUACACAACGGGCGGAACAAGAACAGACAUUUUUUUCUCGCGAAUAUCCAUAUCCCCACAGCGCCAUAAUGAGUGGUUUAACGUUGUUCCCAGCCCUUCGAAUCGGGGGAUCUGCAGAUAGCCUUCUAUUUAUUCAUUCCCGACAGUGGACCCUCAUCCGUAGCAAUUUGCUUUUUUACGAAUACCGGUGCAGCUAGAACCACGAAUCGGCGAUCGGAAAGACGGCAAGACUCUCUGGUGGAGAGAGCAUCUCAGCAGAUGGUCACGAAUUCCUUCAGAAAUGGCUGAUGAUGAUGUGAACACGUCGCCAGAUGGGGGUUAGGGUCAUUGGCACAGUGGGCAAAGAGUGGCUCCUGGGUGUGGAGGUUGAUGAUGCUUAGCUGACGCGCCAAACUGGCUUCAGCAAUCCGCUGACCGCUUCUCCCCUCACUUCAACGUUUCACCAUGUCUGCGUUAGCCUCUUCGAACCGUCUUCUCGAACGAUUUGCCAUGGCGUAGCUCACCAGCCCUCCGACCGCAACCUCAAUCAGGCCCGAACGGAACGAUCCGUCAUGCCAUGCGUGGCUUCCCGCGGCUUUCCUUUUUUGACAGAAACCGAGACUUGACACCUCGCUUGAUGCUCAUAUCUUUGGAGAUUUGCAACUGGAGCCGCCAAGUUGCACGGCUUUCGCUAGGUUUCGCGCCGACGUCUUCCUCAGCAAAAGAAACAGCUAUGACCGAGGCUUCAGGCGAAGUCAUACGAUAUCGGAUUGCCGAAGCGACGUCCCCAUGAUGGACCAGGGUCUCGGUGGUGAUGGGUGAGGCGACAGCAGGGGUACCUGAACUCCCGUGUCCAUUGAUAUCUUUCGAUUUGUGUCCUUCUAGAUUUUCUGCCGAACCGCCGCACCCCAACUCGAGCCAUUCCAUCCAGGACCCUUGGAGAUUGCCUGAACAACACGAGAAGAGCGCUUUCGUCUAUUGAGCUGGCGUCAAACUUUACGCCAUGGUUCGUCGGAAUUUGUCGGGCUCAAGCCAUGGCCACGGUGCAACUCUUUUGAUGGGGAUAUGACAGCAAUCUGACAGUGACAGCGGGCUCUCGUUGCUGUCAACCCUUCAUUUGUCUCUAUCGACAAAAUUCCAUUCAUCAUCCCUGUCUGUCCCCAUAUCCCGAUGACGUCGAUUCCAUUCCGGUGGGCUCGGAGAAAAAUUAACCUCGAAAUCCGCACAAAACGGCAGCAAGCCCGACGACACAGUGGCCUAGCCAGCAAUCGACUUCUUGGCAGAGCGGGGAGUGGAAACUAUGGCAAUAUAUUUGUGGGAUAAUAUCACCAGGUCCCUCCUGAAUAGCCGGCACUAGGUGGGAGACGGUUCUGCUCCGUCGUGAUGGGAGAUUGUGUAUUUCCAAAUAGUCCCGUAUGGGUGACUUCUCGGGCAGCAGAAAGAGCGUGGCGUCCGAAAAUCCGCACAGAACCACGCGACCAUGGGCUCCUGUGACAGGCAUGGCACAGACCCGCAAGGCUGAAGCCAUCGCCAAGUUGUGUCGGCAGUGGAACUCGUGGGACUGGAGCACCCCCUGCACGACACAUGGCAGCCUCGAGUGGCAGCGAUGGGACCCUCGCAACACGGAAAGACUUUUCCAAACAGCGCUUCGCGCACACAUGUCAAUCUGGCAAUCUUCUGGUUCAUCCUUGCGAGCCGCGACUAUCGUACGAGCUAGCUGACCUAGGCCGGACUAUGACUCGCCGCGCCCUUGAAAAAAAAACCAUCAAUUUCCACUUUUUCGGUUUCACCCUGUGUGGUAUAUAGUCAACACCAUGUCCCAUCACGGCGCCCGCAGGACCGCUGGUCUUUCACACAGUAGCAGCUCUGUAGUAUUUGUAGGCCAAGCAAGAGAAUAGCAGCAGCAGCUUGGCACCCAC